Molecule: messenger RNA, 474 nt
Organism: Astrephomene gubernaculifera
Lineage: Eukaryota; Viridiplantae; Chlorophyta; Chlorophyceae; Chlamydomonadales; Astrephomenaceae
Source: the annotation of a GenBank genome assembly
AUUGUAUGAAGUGUUAUUCGCCUCUUCAGUUUAAGACAUGAACAAAACCUUGCCAUUAAUACCUCGCCGGACAAUCACCCCAUCUGCCGGCACCGUUAAUCCUUGGCCGCUGCAUACGGGGCUGCUACUGUGCUGAACAUACUUGAAGAUGACUAGAAAAUCUGGCGAAGUAUCAUCACCCAGGUCCAGCACACACUCAGCCAACGGCCUAGCGGCUCCCCUCCUACAACCUUCUGCGGAAGCAGCGGACGCAGAUGUCCAGGCGGGGCGAUCAGAUGCGGCCAAGGAGCUUUCCAGCCUCUCCCGGCUGGCGGGUCCGCUCAUCCUCCAAAACCUGGCGGGCUACACCCUCUCCGUGGUGUCCACCGCCUUCGUGGGCCACCUGGACGACCCGGUGGCGCUCAGCUCCGCGGUGCUGGCGGGCUCCUUCUACAACAUAACGGGGUACAGCCUGGUGAUAGGGCUGUCGGCGGG